Molecule: messenger RNA, 1708 nt
Organism: Rhopalosiphum maidis (corn leaf aphid)
Lineage: Eukaryota; Metazoa; Arthropoda; Insecta; Hemiptera; Aphididae
Product: mediator of RNA polymerase II transcription subunit 15-like
Exons: 9
Coding region: 476-1654 (392 amino acids)
Source: RefSeq, a predicted model, not a curated record
AAACGUGGUUUCUCGUAGUACGGGAGGUUGUUGAUCAAUGUUUAUUUUUAUUUUUUUGUUUACACACCAUGGUCAUGGUUUAUUUUUCAUAGUGCAUAUUUAUAAAUUUACAUUAUAGUGCCUAUACACACGUUAAACUGCUAUAGUGUUGCAGUAAUACGUACUAUACACACAUAGUACAGGCGAAUAGUAAUAGCAGUGAUAUAGACGGUAGUAUGCUACUAACUAUUGUCACUAUCAGAGUUUGGAAUUCUGGAGUCCUGUCCGCUCAAUAAGUGGAUGAGGUCUGCUGUUACGAUUCAACAUACACGAGUACUCAAGACGCUUACGGUCGGUUCGUAGCUCAUCUAUAGUGCAAGUAUAUAUUGUUCAAUCCGGCCUAGACCUCGGCGUUCGCAAUCUUCAGUGACGAGGGCUCUACUCAGACAACUCGCAAGAUCGUCGUUUAUAAUAUCGUCGUUGCGGAAAAUAGGCCAUGUAUAACACUAGAAGUUCAAGUGGCAAUAGUCACAGUAACCAGUAUAUCAGAAAGAUUGAAACUUUCAGACAACAACAACCGCCACCACAACAACAACUACCACCACCACAACAACAACUACCACCACCACCACAACAACAACUACCACCACCGCCACCACCACAACAACAGCAAACUAUGUCUCUUGGGGCGAAUUGUAUAACAACACCAAAAUCAGCUAGUCUAAUGAAAAAUCAACAACCUAUGCCUUUACAUGAUUUACCAUCACAAUCACUUUGUCCCAAUCCAGUGGCUGAAUCUCCAAUACCAAAUACUUCAGCUACUCAAUCAUCUACAGUUCAAGAUUAUCAGAAUAAACAGAUAAAACUUGAAGAUGAAAAAUCAAUUAGUGAGAAGUCUGAAGUAAAAUGGCCAAUCAAACGUAAGAUUAGUAAGAAAGAACGGAAAAAGCGACUGAAUGCUCGAAUGCGUCGCUUAGUAUCACCCAAAAGUCCAUUGAUGGUAUUUUCUGAGUUGUUCAAAGAUGUACCAAUUCACUUACAAGAGCACCCACUUAAUAAUGUUAUGAGUUAUACUGCUACACUUGAGAUUGAUGGUCAAAUGUAUUCUGGAAAUCAUGUUUCCAAGACUCAAGCUAAACAAAAGGCAUGUGAAAACUUCUUGCGCAUUAUGUUAGCAAAAAAAAUAAGUGAACGAUCUGAAAAAAAAGAAGAAUCCUCGAUGGAUGUUGAGAUGGAAAUUGGAGAAAAUAGUUCAGUAUCAAAACCUAAAGGACCACCACAGGAAGAUUUUCCAUGGCCACAUUUUGCUUCAUUAGCUAUGCAUAACUUAAUAAAUCAAUGGGAACUACAACCUGUUGUUACAAAAGCUAAUUAUGUACAAGAAGAACCAAAUGUCAUCAAAUCACAACCUAAGACUGGUGCUAUGAGAAAGUUUCCUGAAAAUCCGAGAAACUGUAAUCCAAUACAGUUAAUAAAUCAAAUGAAGCCUGGUGUAAAAUUUGUUGAAACUAUAAUUAGUUCAAAAACUCCAUCACGUUUUCAAGUAAACUGUGUAAUAGACGAUGUUCCAUUCACUGGACAAGGAUCAACAAAAAAAGCAGCCAAAAAGGAAUGCUGUAUUCUAGCAAUCAAACAUUUUUGGCAAUUUGAUUUCCAUGCCAUAGAAAAUAAUUAACUCAUUAAAAAUUAAAUUUGAUAUUUAUAAUAAUAUACGUUUGUGUACUAGAUA